This is a messenger RNA of Paraglomus occultum, 363 nucleotides long. The record is from the annotation of a GenBank genome assembly. Lineage: Eukaryota; Fungi; Glomeromycota; Glomeromycetes; Paraglomerales; Paraglomeraceae.
AUGUCUUCUUUUGUUCCGGCACCUCCGUCGUUCAAUGAUCAAUCUCACAUAGAUCCAUCUUCCACGAAUACUUCAAUCUUCAAUACUGACUCGCUCACACCUUUUGAAAUCGGUCUUUUGAUGAACCCACCCUACAUCCUUAAUGUCGACCUUGACAUUCUUCUCAAUCCUACGUACUAUCAACGCGAAAACUGUCUAAAUUCGUUUGUCCUUUUUCGCAAAAAUUUCUCAAGCGGACUACGCUCACAAUUCCCUAAUAAAUCAUAUACCAUUCACGAGAUCUCAGAGAUUGCCAAUGAUCAAUGGAACAUGCAACCCGACGCGAACCAAUCAGGGAAGGAGGAAUGGGAAAUUCUUGAAUAA